AUGUCAAUGUACUAUGUAAAACAAGUGUAUAAUAAGCACUAUACUCUCCCGCAGGAUGACUUCGAUUCCCUCCGGCCGCUCUGCUACCCCGGGACCGACGUGUUCCUGGUGUGCUUCAGCGUGGUGUCGCCGACCUCCUUCCACAACGUGCGCGAGAAGUGGCUGCCCGAACUGCGCCACCACAACCCCCGCGUGCCCAUCGUGCUCGUCGGUACCCAGAGCGACCUCAGGACAGAUGUGAAGGUCCUCAUAGAGCUAGCGCAGUACCGCGAGCAGCCCGUGACGGAGGUGGCGGCGCGGCGCCUGGCCCACCAGAUCGGCGCCGUCGGCUACGUGGAGUCGUCGGCCCUGACGCAGCGCAACCUGAAGGAGGUGUUCGACCAGGCCAUCCUCGCCGCCCUCGAGGCCCGCAGCAGCCCGCCGCUGUCCCGGGGCGGCUCCUCCAAGCGCUCCUUCUCGUCGCGGCACCGGAAGGCCGGCAGCGGCGGCGGCGGCGGCGGCGGCGGCGCGCGGGACGGCGCCAGCGAGCCGCUCAACCACCGCGACGGCCGCCACGCCCUCGACUACACGGACGACACCGCCAGGAAGCGCGGCUGGCGGAAGCUCUGCUGCUUCUCUUGAUCCACGCCCGCGUCCGCGCGCAGCCCCCGCCCCCCGCGCGCGCCCGCGGCGAGGCGCUGGCUGCCCCGUGUCCCGAGAUCGAGGUGAUGCCGUCACCACAAACGCCUCCUCUAAAGUGUCUUUUCGUGCUCGGUGCGGAGGGCGGCCUCGACCCGCCUCCGGGGCCUCUCAGAGUUCCCUCUCUAUGACGGCCUCCUGCCUGCUGGCCUCCUGCUGCGUCCUGCGUUCGUCCACGCUCCUCGGGGAAUCUCUCGAGCCGAAGCCUCCCAGUGCAAGGUGCAGAGACCUUGGCGUGCGUCGGCUCCCUCCCGCCUGUGAAAUGCAGUGGACCCCAGAUAAAGGACCUGCAGCCGGGUUGUUUCUAGACGCAGAGCAAUCGAGAGGCUAAAACUCCCUGAUGAACUAAAUACUAUGAUUUUAUACUUUCAUUACAAUCAUUUUGAUUUCUUCGAACGAUUCAGCAAGCAGGAAAAAUAGCACAAAUUACGCUUAAAUUGUCCCUUCUUUUUUAAGAUCCCUUAGUGAAUCAUUCCUCAGUUCUCCAAACACCCCAUUAGAAGUCUUUUUUCCCCCUUUCCCCUUUUCCCCUUUCCCCCUUUUCCCUGAACCCCAGACGUCGAGCGGGCCAACUCCCGAAGCACCGAGCCGAGCUUCUGAAACCGGAACGAACCAGGAGAAACUUUUUUCGGAACCCAAUGGCAGUGUUGGACGAAAGUUCCUCGAGUUCAUGACUUUAAGGAUAAUUGAACAAAAGAAAAGAAAAAAGAGAACAAUAUUGAUAAAGAAACUCGGGAUGACUCUGUCCAUGAUGUGGUGAUGAACACUGAUGUUGUUUGACAGAUGAGAAACGUAUAUAAAUAAAUAUAUAUAUAUAUAUUUGAUGAGGGCCGAUGAUGGUCGUCUGAAUUUUAUCCCAACCGUUGUGAUAGUGUUGUAUAUAGAUAGUGUAAGGACGUAGAGUUAUGUGGACAAUUGAGCGCUCUAUGAAAGGAAAGGAAAAGAUGUCGAGGAGAAAUUUCAGUGCAGAUAUAUUAACGAAUUCUUCUUCACCUGCUGUUUGUGUGUCUUUCAAAGGGGUCGGAAGGCCAGCGCGAGUGGGUCCAGUUGUAUAUAAUUAAUUACAAAGGGAAGAUGACUGUCUGGUGUGUGUGUGUGUGUGUGUGUGUGUGUGUGUGUGUGUGUGUGUGUGUGUGUGUGUGUGUGUGUGUGUGUGUGUGUGUGUGUGUCGCGUGCAAUAAGAUACUGAAUAUCUAAUAUCAGUGUAGAUCUUACGAAGUUUGGUGGUGAUGAAGAUGAUGAUGAUGAUGAUGAUGAAAUGAUAGUGAAAGGAAGAAAGAAAACCGACGUGAAGAGAAUUUAUCAAACCGUUUUACGCAGAAGUUCCAGCGAAGCAAAGGAAGUGGGGCAAGUGAAGCAAGGCCCGAAACGCAUCUUUUAACCAACGAGAGCGGGAACAAUAAAACACACUGUACCUUA
This is a messenger RNA of Penaeus chinensis, 2097 nucleotides long. Its product is annotated as rho-related GTP-binding protein RhoU-like. NCBI's taxonomy places the organism in Eukaryota, Metazoa, Arthropoda, Malacostraca, Decapoda, Penaeidae. Gene Ontology annotation, biological process: small GTPase-mediated signal transduction. Gene Ontology annotation, molecular function: GTPase activity; GTP binding. Bases 1 to 621 code for a protein of 206 amino acids. The transcript is spliced from 3 exons. The record is from RefSeq and is a predicted model, not a curated record.